Messenger RNA from Pelecanus crispus (Dalmatian pelican), 547 nucleotides. The record is from RefSeq and is a predicted model, not a curated record. NCBI's taxonomy places the organism in Eukaryota, Metazoa, Chordata, Aves, Pelecaniformes, Pelecanidae.
GUAUAACAUUGAUCCUGGCUUGUACUGUCCAUUUUUCUCUCUUGGGGCGUGCAUGGAAGGUUUGAACUCUUUGUUCAGUCAGCUCCUAGGAAUCUCCCUUUAUGCUGAGCAGACACAGAGAGGAGAGGUUUGGUCUGAAGAUGUUCGAAAGUUGGCUGUCGUUCACGAAACUGAAGGUUUGCUAGGAUACAUCUAUUGUGACUUCUUUCAGCGACCUGAUAAACCACAUCAGGAUUGUCACUUUACAGUUCGUGGAGGCAGGCUAAGGGAAAAUGGAGAGUACCAGCUGCCUGUAGUUGUUCUUAUGCUUAGCCUGCCCCAUUCAACAAGGGGUGCACCAACGCUACUAAGUCCUGGCAUGAUGGAAAAUCUCUUCCAUGAAAUGGGACAUGCUAUGCAUUCUAUGCUGGGAAGAACUCGGUACCAACAUGUCACUGGAACCAGAUGUCCUACUGAUUUCGCUGAAGUUCCCUCAAUUCUGAUGGAGUACUUUGCAAAUGACUACCGAGUGGUUAACCAGUUUGCAAGGCAUUAUAAAACAGGACAG